GAAAAAACACAAACAACUAAAAGCAAAAUGGCUUUAAUAAAGUUUCCUCUCGUGGGGCUGCUUUUGCUCCUAACCAUCAUCGUCUCUCCGGCAACAGCGGAUGGACCUGUUUGUCCGCCAUCGACUAAACUAAGCCGGGCAAGUUUCCCUGAAGGUUUUUUAUUUGGCACGGCUACUGCGGCAUACCAGGUUGAAGGUGCAGUCAAUGAAACUUGUCGUGGACCAUCCUUAUGGGAUAUCUACUGCAAGAGAUAUCCAGAAAGAUGCAAUAACGAUAACGGUGAUGUGGCCGUUGACUUCUUCCACCGUUAUAAGGAAGAUAUUCAACUGAUGAAGAAUCUAAACACAGACGCCUUCAGGCUCUCUAUCGCGUGGUCAAGAAUAUUCCCUCAUGGGAGAAAGGAUAAAGGAGUGAGCCAAGCUGGUGUGCAAUUCUACCACGACCUCAUCGACGAACUCCUAAGAAAUGGUAUAAUUCCAUUCGUGACUGUUUUUCACUGGGACAUUCCACAAGAUCUAGAAGACGAAUAUGGUGGCUUUUUAAGCGAUAAUAUUGUGAAGGAUUUCCGGGAAUAUGCAGAUUUUGUUUUUCAGGAAUACGGUGGAAAAGUGAAACACUGGAUCACAUUCAACGAGCCAUGGGUAUACUCUCACGCCGGUUAUGACAUAGGCAAGAAAGCACCGGGACGUUGCUCUACUUACGUAAAUCCUAAGUGCCAAGACGGACGAUCAGGCUAUGAGGCUUACCUCGUCAGUCAUAACCUUCUCAACUCUCACGCAGAAGCCGUUGAAGCUUUCCGAAAAUGCGAAAAGUGUAAAGGUGGGAAGAUCGGAAUCGCACAUAGUCCGGCUUGGUUUGAACCACAUGACUUUGAUGAUUCACAAGAUGGUGCGUCCAUUGACCGUGCACUUGACUUUAUGAUGGGGUGGCAUCUGGAUACUACUACAUUUGGAGAUUAUCCACAGAUUAUGAAAGACAUUGUUGGACAUAGGUUGCCUAAAUUUACUAAUGCUCAGAAAGCAAAAUUAAAAAACUCGACUGAUUUCGUAGGGCUUAACUACUACACGUCGAAGUUUUCAAACCAUCUGGAGAAGCCAGAUUAUUCUAAACCAAGAUGGAUGCAAGAUUCUCUCAUAUCAUGGGAAACUAAGAAUGUACAAAACUACAGCAUCGGUAGCCAGCCUUUUACCGCUGCAAUGAACGUUUACUCGAAAGGCUUGAGAAAUCUUUUGAAAUACAUCAAGGAUAAGUACGCAAAUCCAGAGAUUAUGAUCAUGGAAAAUGGAUAUGGAGAAGAACUUGGGGCUACAGAUUCGAUUAAAAAUGGUACUGCUGAUCAUAAUAGGAAAUACUAUCUCCAGAGGCAUCUUUUGAGUAUGCAUGAAGCUAUUUGCAUCGACAAAGUAAAUGUUACAGGAUACUUUAUAUGGUCAUUGUUGGAUAACUUCGAGUGGCAGGACGGUUACAAGAACAGAUUCGGACUCUAUUACAUUGAUUUCAAAAAUAACCUCACACGUCAUGAGAAAGAAUCCGCGAAGUAUUAUAAAGGAUUCCUAAGUGAAGGGACUCGUCCUUCCAUGAUCAAGAGAGAUGAACUUUGAGUUAUAUUUGGAGAGAUUGGAUUGUUUCAAAGUUUCCUUUUUUUUUAUGUUUUAGUUUCUGGUUGACCAAGAUGUAUGAGAUCUUGGUUGGAAUAAAAGUGUUUUUCAUUUUUUUUUUCAAUUUACAUUGUCUACGUGAUUUGAAACAUCAAGAAGGUUUUUACUAUAAUAAAGUGAUCUCGUUUUUUUUGUCAA
Messenger RNA from Brassica oleracea var. oleracea, 1797 nucleotides. Its product is annotated as beta-glucosidase 23-like. Gene Ontology annotation, biological process: carbohydrate metabolic process. The record is from RefSeq and is a predicted model, not a curated record. The transcript is spliced from 13 exons. NCBI's taxonomy places the organism in Eukaryota, Viridiplantae, Streptophyta, Magnoliopsida, Brassicales, Brassicaceae. The coding region runs from base 28 to 1602 and encodes 524 amino acids. Gene Ontology annotation, molecular function: beta-glucosidase activity.